UCACUAUAGUUUGUCAUAGUUAUGUUUUAUUCAUUUGAAGGAUUGUAUGUAAAUAUGACAAUGCGUUGAGCAGAUAUCAAAGUUCAAAAGAAGAACCUCCCUGAGGGAACGCUCCUCUUUAUGAACGCUGCUUCCUCCCGACCGUCUUCACUGCAGCAACACGUGAAGAAGAAGAAGAAGAAGAAGAAGAAGAAGAAGAAGAAGAAGAAGAAGAAGAAGAAGAAGAAGAAGAACUCACCUUUCUACCAGACAGGAACAAUCCAACAUCAAAGAUCAGUGAUGGCGAAGCUGUGGCUGAUGGCCGUGCUGCUGCUGUUGUCUGCGUCUGUUGGGAGUUCUAUGUACCGUCCCGAAAAUCAGGCUCGUUUUAAAAGACCAGACGAGACCCAAAUUGCACAAAUCGUCAAUGACCUCUGGAACAGAUUCCAAACUAUAUGGAAAAACUAUCCAAGGAGAUACCCCAUGUUCAGUCUGGCUGUGAAGAUCCCGUACAACGACAAGAUGCAACAGUACGACGUCAGCGGAGUCAAGGACAAAGCCGAGAAUGUGUGGGGAACGAUAAUGGGAUGUGACGUCUACGCGAGCAAGACGAUGGUCGCUGCCACGGUUUUGAAGUGGGACAAUGUUCUGAAUCAGUGUCCUAAUGCACUGGUACCAUGGCAGGAUGUUCUAAAUCAAUGUCCAAAAAAAAGGAUGACGUGGGCCCAGGUCAACAAAGAAUGCAGUCAUGCAGUUACAGUUGGGAGAGCCGAUCACGCAGAGUACCGCGUUCUGAACAACUUCAACACCUUGACGGAGAAUCUCAACAGAAAUGAUUUCUUGCUUUUCUACGUUCUUACUUCCCCGUGUGAUCAGAAAUGUUUAUCCAAAAGCAGUCCCUUUAAUAUUUUAGAGAGCAUUGAGGUGAUUAAGAAGUGGACAAACUACGCUGUUGUGUUUUCUAAAGUGUUUGCGCCUAAAGAAGGAGAUCCGGUUCCCGUGGAGAACCUCAAAGGAGCCCUUAAGCUGCUCGGGAAAAAGGUCGAGCUGCAGAACAUCCUCCGGUGUGACGGCUCGGUUCCGUGCACGAGUUGCUCCAGCGGCAAUAAUGUCAUCACGCCCUUCUGUUACGACAUCAACGAACCAAAACCCGCUGCCAGAGACAACCCGCCGUCCACUUCAGUCAAUGUGCCUCCGGGUGGCAAAGCAAACCCCCCCUCAAAGACGGGUCAAAAGAAGAAGAACAACAACAACAAUGAGAAUCCGGGCGGUUCUACUAACGUUGAUGAGGAAGGAUGGCAGGAUGCUGGUAAGCGCCGUGGCUGAUGACACCUGAUGAAGGUUCCCUCCUCACAAAGGUUCCUCCAGCUGCGUCAUGGAGGCCUCUAGUAACCAGUGCAAGCGCACAACUUUAAUGCUUUGUGAGACACACAGGGGGUUUUAAUGUGGUUUCAGACUACAGAUAGAAAGUGAGUGUGAUGUAAACGAAGCUCAGUGUUUACUCGUGUCCCUCCCUCCCUGAAGUGUUGUUGAAUCCUCUGGUCUUCUGCUCUUUCUGAUUAAAGCUCGGCUCAGCAUCA
Molecule: messenger RNA, 1559 nt
Organism: Gasterosteus aculeatus aculeatus (three-spined stickleback)
Lineage: Eukaryota; Metazoa; Chordata; Actinopteri; Perciformes; Gasterosteidae
Source: RefSeq, a predicted model, not a curated record